Molecule: messenger RNA, 825 nt
Organism: Morchella sextelata
Lineage: Eukaryota; Fungi; Ascomycota; Pezizomycetes; Pezizales; Morchellaceae
Exons: 6
Coding region: 1-825 (274 amino acids)
Source: RefSeq, a predicted model, not a curated record
AUGAAGCUUUUCUUGAUUCUCAUCGCGCUCUUUUUUGUCGGCAUCACGCCGAUUGUGGCUGAUAAAUUAUCAUUAUGUAAAGAAAUUUGUUGGAUUCACGGUUACUUUGACACGGACACCGAUUGUCAUGAUUCUUGCCUUGCAAGUCCGAACCCCGAUGAUUCCGAGGUGCUGCUUACAGAACAGUGUGUGGUUGACUGCACUGAAAAAUUUAUGUCUCCUACUGUGGAUAUGAGAGGCUAUACUGAGUGCCGUUCAAAUUGCUACGAUAAAGCGCUGGGUCCUUUCAUAAACAGGUUCAAAUCGGGACUCGUGAGGCGAGAAUUACAUUCUAUCGAACCUCCAGAGGAGAUUAAAGAUUGCAUUAUGAAAUGCCAAAGAACACAUCCGCAGCUGGAAGAAGGCAACCCUACUCCCACAUGCCAAAACUACUGCAGGAUAGUAAUGCAAGACCAAUUCGAUCUGCAAGCUCCUGCCAAACUACGCCCAUCUGUAUCAUCUUGCGAAUCGAAAACCUCCGACAAACACACCGGGACCAAGAGCCUGGGUUUAGCUGUUACCCCGAGCGAAAGUCCUUUGGCGAAGGUUGUAGAAGAUUCGAGCAUAGUCAAGUCUGAAACGAACCCUUUUAAUGCAUACAACAAGUUUCACGCUGGUGCUAUUCCAGCUACAAACAGCACGCCGACAGGGCAUUCAGGGCGCCCAACACCUAUUGGAGAAGUUAACGGUGCCUUGUCUUGGGCUGAAUCUGCCUAUUGCUCGUUCUGGUUUUUUGCUUGGACCUCUUUAGCUAUUGCAAUUGCAAUUGGCACACAAAUGCUCUGA